GCCGGGCGAGGCUCAACCUGGCGGCUGGAGUUUAGUCCUCGCGCUGCAGUGGGUGAAGCUGUGUCUGUUCCCAGGGCUCUGGCGGCCGCUGUCGUUUCGGGAUCCUGAUCGUGAUGGGGACAAAGGCGAAAGCCGGGAAGAAACAGUUGCUUCUCUUCACAUCGGUGAUUCUGUGCUCCCUGGCAUUGGGCAGGGGCGCAGUGUACACUUCUGAACCUGAAGUCAAAAUUGCUGAGAAUAAGUCCGCCAAGUUGCCCUGCUCCUACUCGGGCUUCUCUUCUCCCCGUGUGGAGUGGAAGUUUGCCCAAGGUGACACCACCAGCCUUGUUUGCUAUAACAACAAGAUCACAGGUUCCUAUGAGGACCGAGUUACUUUCUCACCUAGCGGCAUCAGCUUCCAAUCUGUGACCCGGAAAGACACGGGGACAUAUACUUGUAUGGUCUCUGAUGAGGGCGGCAACACCUACGGGGAGGUCAGCAUCCAGCUCACUGUGCUUGUGCCUCCAUCCAAGCCUACAGUCAGCAUCCCUUCCUCUGCCACCAUCGGGAACCGGGCAGUGCUGACCUGCUCAGAGAGUGAUGGUUCUCCACCCUCUGAAUACACCUGGUACAGGGAUGGGGUACAGAUGCCUACGGAGCCCAAGAACAACCGUGCCUUCAUCAACUCUUCCUAUACCCUGAAUCAGAAGACAGGGGAGCUGGUCUUUGACCCCGUGUCGGCCUCUGAUACUGGAGAAUAUUCUUGUCAGGCACAGAAUGGGUAUGGGACACCCAUGAGGUCAGAUGCUGUGCGCAUGGACGCUGUGGAGUUGAAUGUGGGGGGCAUCGUGGCAGCUGUCCUCGUAACACUCAUUCUCCUUGGAUUCUUGAUUUUUGGCAUCUGGUUCGCCUAUAGCCGAGGCUACUUUAACAGAGCAAAGAAAGGGACCUCGAGUUCAAGUAAGAAGGUGAUUUACAGCCAGCCCACUGCUCGAAGUGAAGGGGAAUUCAGACAGACCUCAUCAUUCCUGGUGUGACCUGGUCCACCUCAUCUCCUGUCCUCUGUGCUUGCCUUGCUCAGGUGCUACCAGACUCUGGCCCCUGAUGUCUGUAGUUUCACAGGAUGCCUUAUUUGUCUUCUAGCCCCACAGGGGCCCCCACUUUUAUCUUAGUUAGGAUGUGUUUUUUAAUAAUGUCAGCUACGUGCCCCUUCCUUCUUCAUCUCUCCCUUCCUUUCCCACCACUGCGGAGUGUCCUGGGACUUGUUUAAAGCUUUCAUUCCCCAUCCCUACGUGGGAUCAGGCAGGACUCCUGAGUGAUGUCUGUGGACUUCCAGCUAGACAGCAAGAAUGACAAGCAGUCCCUCCCCUCCUGCGUGUAGUGGCCCUCCAGUAGGGAUCUUGAGCCCUGUUCCUUGGCUCUUUCCUCCCAUACUGUGGACUGGUACCAGCUGUUCGGGAGACCACAGCAGCUGAAAUGGUUGUUUGGUGACAACGUCAAGUCUCUUCCGCCUCUGCAGCCCACUUUCUUCUGUCUUCCCAUGGGAAGUGCCACUGGGAUCCUCCUGCACCGUUUUCCCAUCCUUCUCCUGAACAGAAGCAGACUGACACCAACUGUGUCUCUAGGAAAAUGGGGGCUUUUAUUGUGGAGAGCACAGUGAGCCUUCAGGGGACACGGAGCAGAAUAGUUUUAAAACCGCUGAUCUAAAGAAAAGAAAGCUGGAGCUGGUAGCUCAAGCCGUCACCCUUCCCUUGGCUGGAACAACCAGAUGGAGCCUUAUAAGAUGUGUCUGCAAGGCUGUGGGGAUGUGUGUAGCAGUCUUAGCUCUUUGCUGAGUGUGUGUGUGUGUGUGUGUGUGUGUGUGUGUGUGGUCUUAGCUCUAUGCUGAAACCUAAUGUGUGCUGGAGGGCUUCUUAGCUCUUUGGUGAGAUUGUGUGUGUGUGUGUUUCUAUGUAGCUGGAUGUUGCUGGAAAUAAAAACAUGAUUUGUCAAAGCUUCUUGUUGUGGGGGGUGGAGGGAAUAGGUUCCUUGGCUCCUUUGUGCGAACAUAAAAAUGCCUAAAGCCUGCUUCCCCGCAACCUGGGCUGCUCCCUGGCUCCCUGUCUCACCCCUUCCUGGUUCCUGUCUCAUGGUGGAGCUUCUGAACAUUGGUCCCUCAUUCCAGAGCCCUCUUGUGGCAGGCCUUCCUCUGCAGGAGGAGGGCACCCUGGGCAAAGCUGUGCUCUGGAAUUCUACUUGGUCUGUUCCACCAUGUCAGAGAGAAAUUGCCCACCCUCCCACCUCUGCCAACCAGAUGCAUUAAAAGACUUCUCUAAAGCUAAGGGAAAUCUGCUCCCGAGCCUGAAGGAAGGAGGAGUUCUUGAACGUUUUGGAGAACUCCUUUAUAGUGGUGUAAAGUAGUAGCUACUACUUUAUUUAGUGGGGUGGGUGUUUAAGGAGAAUAUAAUUUGAGACCAGGUCAUGAAGUGAUCUGCAUUUGAGACCAGGAGUCAGCAGGGUAGGCCUGCCUGUUAUAGCUCUCCUCUUCCCAUUUGGACCCUUCUUUGCCCUUAAAUUCCUGUUUCCUCAUCUACCACAGUCCCCCAGUCUAUUUAUUAACUAGCAAGAGGGCAAAUAAGGAGUCUUCCAGGGUUGAUUUUGCUUAUUUCUUUCUGUGGAGGAUACUAAAUGCCAUGUUGCCAUAUUCUGUUCCCUUAUCUGGAAAUUCCUCACAGAACUGAGUUUUCUUUUUUAUCAAGGAUCCAAAAAGAAAAACAAAAAACAAAUCAAACCAUCAGUUAAGGGUCAUGCACCAAUAAAAAAUAAAUUUUCCAGAUGGAAAUAAAAUCUAAUUAGACAAUAAAAGUAGAGAUGAAAUGGUUCAGUAAGAAUGAGAUUUUGAAAGUAUGUUUCAGUUCUGUAUCAUGGUUGGGAGACAGGGUAGGAGGGAUAUGGAGAAAAGGCCACAGAGGAGCAGAGGUGAUUCAUUGCUCCUGUAGGUCUGAGGUGAAUGGUCCCUCCCUCCUGAGGUCACUCAAGAUAACUAUGAGUCAGUCCUUACCAGCCUUGGAAUUUACCUCUCCAGUUUAUACAGCCCCUGUGAGUUGGAAAACACCUUGUCUGCUUUCAUUUUAGAAUGUCAAAACUAAUUUUUGUAAUAAAUGUUUAUUUUUCACAU
Ceratotherium simum simum (southern white rhinoceros) is the source of this 3136-nucleotide messenger RNA. It is a transcript of the gene F11R, whose product is annotated as F11 receptor. NCBI's taxonomy places the organism in Eukaryota, Metazoa, Chordata, Mammalia, Perissodactyla, Rhinocerotidae. Gene Ontology annotation, biological process: regulation of membrane permeability; establishment of endothelial intestinal barrier; intestinal absorption. The record is from RefSeq and is a predicted model, not a curated record. Gene Ontology annotation, cellular component: bicellular tight junction.